AUGUCAAGAAAUAUUAUGUACAAUAAUUAUCUAAGUUUAAACAUUCUAAAGCUCUUUAACGCCGUUUUAAGGUCUAAAACGCAGUUUCGUAGAGUUGUCAAAUUUGCCCAUAAUACUAUCAAUUCCUAUAGUACUGUAAAUUAUUAUGAUAUAAAGGAUAAAAGAGAUGCUACGGAUUCGUUAGGAUUUGAGGGAAAUGAUCUCAGAAGAACCUGGACCAACAGAGAUGACUCCACCUACAACCCAUUCAUCGACAUCAACAACACAAUUAAACCACCCGUAGUGGAGACUUUUAAAGUUUGUAAAGUAACAAAUGAACGUUUAAAGGUAAAUUUAUCCGUAAACACUCUCGAAAGUUAUGAGUUAGUCGCUGCUGUAACUCACAAUAUUCUUGGCUGCCCAGAAGAUUUUACCCUGAAUUCUCUCAGUAAUUACUUGGAAAAUGUUAAUUUAACCAAGUUAGAGAAUGAGAUAGAAUUGAAUUUGAUGAAAAAAAGGUUAAUUAAUAACCUCCAAUUGCAAUGGGAAAAGUUAAUAAAUUUGAGGAAAAUAACUUUAGAACACAAUGUCAUGUUGUUACUAAUUUUUGAUCAUCUUUCAGUACUAACGCAUGAGCUCAGAAAUUUGGUACAGUCACAGAUGUUACUUAACAUUCACAAGUUCACACCAGCACAAAUUAUUCACACAUUUCAAGUAUUCUCAAGACACAAGGAACGAUACAAAAGCUUUCUCAACCUCUUAUGUCUCAUCUUCUAUGAUCACAUGAUACCAAAUCUGCGUACAACACAUCCUGACUUAGCUCAGUCUUAUGAUCACAACGCCGUCAAGUUAUGCGAUGUGAUAAAAUUUUUAAAGGUGUUGGGUGAUUUUAAGUUUAAGAAAUUAACAGACGUUUUAUACGCUCAGGUUUUUGAUCAUUUUGAUUGUUUGAGUGUUGAGGAUUUGGUGUCAGUGGGUGAGUUAUUUUUCAAGCAUAAAAGGGACCCAAAUUUUGUAGAACUAUACACCAAAAUACAUUCAACUGUGUUUAACAUGAAGGAAUUGGAUUUCGCAAAUUUUGAACUGUACGCACUCGGUGGUGAGUCAUCCAAUGUACCAGAGAAUACUGUGGAGUUGGGUGAUGUUAGGGUCCUGAGGAGUAUAUUUGGAUGUAGAUCCGAAUUUCUAAUUUCCUCAGUGCAUCAUAGAAUUGAAUUUAAAAGGCUAUGGAAACACAAUAUUAACACUAAUAAUACGCCGUGGAAAUUAACAAACAGUGAGUCAUCCAGGAGUCUAGAAGACACUACUAUAAAUCACGUUUUACCUGGUAAAUUUGUAAGUUACAUGAAGAAUUUUGAGCAAUUGUAUGAGAAAAUUGAAAAUGUAGUCAUAAACAAGUUUAAGAUUCGGGAACACAAGUUUGACUUUGUUGCCAAUCUGAUAUCACUGGUGUCAGACUAUUCAAGAUACUCAACAAGUAAUGCCGUUAAAAUAUUACCCAAUCUCUACUCUAUCAUAGGGAAUAUCAGGGAUAAUAAUAUUAAGUUAAUUGAUGUCAGGAGAAUAGUUCCCAGUACUUUACGUGAAAAUUCGCAUGUUUUCUUUUAUAAAAUUGAUCCCCAAAAUUAUUAUUACAGGGUUGAACCUGGCCAUGAAGGAGUUAGAUACUACAAACCUGAAAUAACAAUUUCGUCACUAUUCCAAGGGAAUUCCAAUUUAUACUCGUUGUUACUCAAUUCCAUAGAGAAUAUUAUUGCUAAAGUGUUGGUGAGGGAUAAAAGGGAUUUGCUGGACUGUGUAAUAAUGGUGAGAGACGUGUUACAUCCUUUUUACUGUGUUAAUUCAUGCCAGAUGAAACCGUUUCUUACAAUUGAUCUCCUUCACAUGUGUGGAAAAUUAUGUGACAGGAAUGUUAAUCUCAUAGAGUUUGGUCAGGAGUGUGUUGUCACAGUGGAAAAUGUGCUUAAAAAUGGUCUAAAAACUAGAUUAAACAGAUUUACAGAAUUUUGUAUGGAAUUUAUUAAAAAUCAGCUGGGCCAACAUUCAUCUCAAAUCUUCAGUUUGAAGGAGAAAAUUGACAUCUUAAAGGCAGUAACAACACUUCAAAUUUGUAAUCAAGAGAUUCACAAUCUUGAAUUUAUCAAUUCUACAGUUGAUCAACUGCUAAAUCUCAUUAAACACACCACAGAGGAGGAUGGAAUAAAGGUUGGAGUGGAUUUGAAGUUGUUUGAUUGUUUGUGUGAUUUAAUUCAGUUCCCUGUUACUGACCAGGUUUACCAACUACUGACCCAGUUGUUAAAGUUAAUUCAUGAAAGAAUUGACUACUACAGUGUUCCCGAAUUAGUUAAACUCAUGGACUCACUCGCAUGCUCAAUUAAGCAUUUUUCAGGAUUGGACCUGGAGAUGAAUGAAACGUACGAAAAUCUACACCAAAAUCUGAUAAUCUUAAGGGAAAAUGCAGUUGAUAAAUUCAAUUUGAAGAGUAAUUUAGAAGAAGAUUUUAACUUGGAAACGAAAAAAAUAAUAAAUUUACUCAUAGUGUAACAUUAAUUUCAUAUUAUCUCACCUGUGCACUUGAAAUUGAAUCUACACUCAUGCCAAUUUUCAAUUUUAU
Theileria parva strain Muguga is the source of this 2593-nucleotide messenger RNA. RefSeq lists its product as uncharacterized. Bases 1 to 2523 code for a protein of 840 amino acids. The record is from RefSeq and is a predicted model, not a curated record. The transcript is spliced from 5 exons. NCBI's taxonomy places the organism in Eukaryota, Apicomplexa, Aconoidasida, Piroplasmida, Theileriidae.